AUGUCAAGUACAACUACCAACACAGCGACAUACAAAUUCAACCAUACAAUGUUCAGGAUUAAAGAUCCCAAAGUAUCUUUACCUUUUUAUGAGAAUGUAUUAGGUAUGGAAAUGUUCAAGGAAUCUCCCGGAGGUGAUUUCACCAAUUACUUCUUGGCUUUCCCAGCUGGAUUUGAGGAUAAAGCGAAUGCAUCAAAAGAGGAAAAGGCUAAAAUGCAAUUGAACAGAGAAGGUGUAUUGGAAUUAUGUCAUAAUUGGGGUACAGAAUCUGACGCUAGCUUCAAAGGCUAUGCAUCAGGAAACGAUGAACCGGGACGUGGAUUUGGUCAUAUCGCAAUCACAGUCGACGAUCUUGAAGCGGCCUGUAAGAGGUUCGAUGAUUUGGGAGUCAAAUUCAAGAAGAGACCAGAGGAAGGGAAAAUGAGACACACCGCUUUUAUCUACGAUCCCGAUGGAUACUGGGUCGAGAUUAUUGGUCAAACGAAGUUAUAA
Molecule: messenger RNA, 492 nt
Organism: Kwoniella shivajii
Lineage: Eukaryota; Fungi; Basidiomycota; Tremellomycetes; Tremellales; Cryptococcaceae
Product: lactoylglutathione lyase
Exons: 4
Coding region: 1-492 (163 amino acids)
Molecular function (GO): lactoylglutathione lyase activity; metal ion binding
Source: RefSeq, a predicted model, not a curated record